AUGGAGGCCGUGCCCCGCAUGCCCAUGAUCUGGCUCGACCUCAAGGAAGCCGGGGAGUUCGCCUUCAACGCUGCCGUCAAGAAGUUUGUCCUGAAGAACUAUGGGGAGAACCCAGAGAACUACAACGACGAGCUGCGGAAGCUGGAGCUGCUCCGGCAGAGCGCCGUCAACGUGCCCAGGGACUUCGAGGGCUGCAGCACGCUGCGGAAGUACUUCGGCCAACUCCACUACCUGCAGAGCCGCAUCCCCAUGGGUGCCGAGCAGGAGGCAGCGGUCCCCAUCGCAUGGACUGAGAUCUUCUCAGGCAAGACGGUGACACAUGAGGACAUCAAGUACGAGCAGGCGUGCAUCCUCUACAACCUGGGUGCGCUGCACUCCAUGCUGGGCGCCAUGGACAAGAGAGUAUCCGAGGAGGGCAUGAAGGUUUCCUGCACCCAUUUCCAGUGCGCCGCCGGGGCGUUUACGUACCUGCGGGAUCACUUCCCCCACUCCUACAGCGUAGACAUGAGCCACCAGAUCCUCAACCUCAACAUCAACCUCAUGCUGGGCCAGGCACAGGAGUGUCUCCUGGAGAAGUCCAUGCUGGACAACAGGAAGAGUUUCCUCGUGGCCCGGAUCAGCGCCCAGGUGGUGGAUUACUACAAAGAGGCCUGCCGAGCGCUGGAAAACUCGGAGACAGCCUCGCUGCUGGGAAAGAUCCAGAAGGACUGGAAGAAACUGGUUCAAAUGAAGAUCUAUUAUUUUGCUGCUGUGGCCCAUCUGCACAUGGGAAAACAGGCCGAGGAGCAGCAGAAGUUUGGGGAAAGGGUCAUCUACUUCCAGAGCGCUCUGGAUAAACUCAAUGAAGCUAUCAAGCUGGCAAAGGGCCAGCCAGAAACAGUCCAGGAAGCCCUGAGAUUCACCAUGGAUGUGAUCGGCGGCAAGUACAAUUCGGCCAAAAAGGACAAUGACUUCAUCUACCACGAAGCUGUGCCUGCGCUGGACACCCUGCAGUCUGUGAAAGGUGCCCCGUUGGUGAAAGCCCUCCCCGUCAACCCCACGGAUCCAGCUGUCACCGGCCCCGAUAUAUUUGCCAAGCUGGUCCCCAUGGCUGCCCACGAGGCCUCUUCCCUGUACAGCGAGGAGAAGGCCAAACUGCUGAGAGACGUGAUGGCAAAGAUCGAAGCCAAGAACGAAGUGCUGGACCAGUUCAUGGACUCCAUGCAGCUGGACCCCGAGACCGUGGACAACCUGGAUAUGUACAGCCACAUCCCCCCGGUCCUGAUGGAGAAAUGCGCCGCGCUCAGCGUGCGCCCUGACACCGUCAAGAACCUCGUCCAGUCCAUGCAGGUGCUCUCCGGGGUCUUCACCGAUGUGGAGGCUUCCCUGAAGGAGAUCCGAGACCUCCUCGAGGAGGACGAGGCUCAGGAGCGAAAGCUGCAGGAGCUGCUUGGGAAGGUCCCACCGUCCCAGGGGUCCCCCCCACCGCCGUCCCCCGGGCUGGCCGAGGUCAGCAAGGAGUGCUCCAAGUACAUGGAGGUGCACGAGAAGGCCAGCUUCACCAACACCGAGCUCCACAAAGCCAUGAACCUGCACAUCGGCAACCUCCGCCUGCUCAGCGGGCCGCUGGAGCAGGUCCGGGCCGCGCUGCCCUCGCCCGCCUUGACCGAAGACGACAAGCAGGUGCUGCAGAACCUGAAGCGAAUCCUGGGCAAGGUGCAGGAGAUGAGGGACCAGCGGAUGUCCCUGGAGCAGCAGCUGCGCGAGAUGAUCCAAAAAGACGAUAUCACCACCUCGCUGGUCACCACUGACCGCUCUGAGAUGAAGAAACUCUUUGAGGAGCAGCUGAAGAAGUACGACCAGAUCAAGGUCUACCUGGAGCAGAACCUGGCCGCCCAGGAGAACGUCCUGAAGGCCCUGACGGACGCCAAUGUCAAAUACGCGGCUGUGCGCAAGGCCCUGGCCGAGGUGGAGCACAAGUGGAACACCACAGUUCAGACCCUGGUGGCCUCCUACGAAGCCUACGAGGACCUGAUGAAGAAAUCGCAGGAGGGGAAGGACUUCUACACCGACCUGGAAGGGAAAGCCGCCAAACUGCUGGAGAAGGCUCGGGCCGCCUGCCAAGCCGCCGAGGCCAACAGGCAGCAGAUCUUGGAGAAGGAGAUGAAGAAGCAGCCGCCCCCUCGGCCCACGGCCCCCAAACCCGCCCUGCAGAAGAAGCCGCCGGAGCUGGAAGCCGGGGGGCUGGACGCCGGCGACCUGCCGCCGCUGGGCUCCCUGGUGCUGUCGGAGCUGCCGGAGGAGCUGCGCAGCCUGCCGCCCGACGUGCUGGCCGGGCACCUGGCCCGCCUGCCGCCCCCCACGCUGGCCGCCCUCGCCCUCAACCCGGCCCUGGCCACCGGGCUGCGGCCCCCCGGCCCCGAGCCCUUCCUGCCCGCGGCCAGGCUGGGCAGCGCCCCGCUGCAGCCCUUCGCCCCUGCCCGCUUCCCGGGGCCCCCUGCCCUCCCCGGGCACUACCAUCUGCCGGCAGCACCCACCUCAGCGCCGGGCCCCUUUCCCCCCGCCGCGGGGGCCCCGGUGCAGCUCCUGCAGCCCUCCGCCCCACAGGUGGCUGGCCCCCCCCCCAGCUCGGCCCCCUCCGCUGCCCCCCAGCUCUUCCCGGCCGCCCCACUGAUGCGAGCCCCGGUGCAGCCCAGCUACAUGGGGCCGCACAUGCUUCCCCCACGCUCGUCCCCGCAGCACGGCCCCCUGCCCGGCUCUGCUCCCGCUCCCGCUGCCUCCUACGGCCUGGGCCAGCCCGGGGUGCCCACGCCCGGCCCCCUCAGACCCCCCGCCCUGGGGCCGGCCCCCAUGGGUGCCCAGCCGCUGGCGGGUGGCCCCGAGUCGGCCCCAGGUGCCCGGCCGGCCACCACCACGGUGGAUAGCAUCCAGGCCCCCAUCUCCAGCUGCACUGCUCCCCCGCGGCUCCCCGGCCAGGGGCCGGCUGUGCCCCCAGGCCCCUUCCUGGCCCCGCAGCGCCCUGGGGGCCCCCCUGCCCCCUUCCCCUAUGCCCAGGGGGGGCUGCAGCCCUUCGGGCAGCCAGCUCAGCACCCCUUUCCUCCCGGGCAGCACCCGCGCACCUUCGCCCCCGCAGCACAGCUCCAGCCUGGCAUGGAGCUGCCCGCCCGUGCCCAGGGCCCCCAGCAGUUCCCCCCAACCCCCUUUCUGCCCCCCGGGAGAGCCCAGGUCCCGCUGCCUUUCCAGCCGCCCGCCCGGCCCCCGCUGCCCCCCCAGACCCAGUUUGCCCAGCAGCCCUUUGCCGGCCCUGGGGGGCAGCUGCCGGGGCAGCCCCCCCUGCCACCGCAGCUCUACCAGCUCCCGGGGCAGGACAAGCUGCCCCCCCAGGGGCUCGCCCCGCACACGGGGGCCCUGCCCUUCCCCAGGACCCCCGGCCAGAACGGCCCCCCCACGCAGCCCCUGCACGCCGCGCUGGGGGGGCUGCAGCCGGUGCCCACCAGCUCCCCCGCUCUGCCCUUCUGCCCCAGCCCUGGCCCCCCCAACAGCCAGGUGCCCCCCGGCACCAUGGCCCUGGGCCCCCCUCCGCCCGCCCCUGCCAGCCAGGCUGGCCCCCACCACGUCACCCCCUCUCCCAGCCCCGGCCUGAGCCAGAUACAGGGCGCGGUGGUGGUCCAGGGCCCCCUCGUCCCCUCCCCGGCCCCCUCCCCGCAGCCGGCCUUGCCCAUGCAGCCACCAGCGCUGGUGCCCGGCUCCGGCAGCCUGCCGCAGAGACCCCCGCCCUCGCUGACACCGGGCACGGCCCCGCUCCCCCAGGGCCCCGGCGAGGCCCCCUUCCAGCGGCAGAGCUCCUCCACCGACGACCUCCUGUCCUCCAGCCCCGAGAGCCAGCACGGCGGCUCCAAGGCGGCCGUCGGCCAGCCCCUGCUGCAGCCCACCAAGGCGGACGCCAAGGAGGGGCAGAAGCCCAAGGCGGUGCAGCUGAUCGAGAACGAUCCCUACGAGAAGCCGGAGCGCGUCCUGCGGCUGCUGGCAGAGCUCGACCGCUUCCGUGGGCUGGUGGAGCGGCUGGAGCGCCCGGGGCCUGGCGGCACCGCUGAGCUGGAUGCCGUCUGGAAGGAGCUGCAGGACGCCCAGGAGCGGGAUGCCCGGCAGCUCUCCAUCGCCAUCGCCCGCUGCUACUCCAUGAAGAACCGGCACCAGGACAUCAUGCCCUACGACAGGAACCGUGUGGUCCUCUGCUCGGGCAAGGACGACUACAUCAACGCCAGCAGGGUGGAGGACCUCUCGCCUUACUGCCCCACCAUCAUCGCCACCCAGGCCCCGCUGCUGGGCACCGCCGCCGACUUCUGGCUGAUGAUCUAUGAGCAGAAGGUCUCAGUCAUCGUCAUGCUGGUGUCGGAGCAGGAGCUGGACAAGAAGGUGCUGCGGUACUUCCCCCCGGAGCGGGGCCAGCCCGUGGUGCAGGGAGCCAUCACCCUCGUCCUCACCAGCCUGAAGGUCGCCCCCACCCACGUGGAGAGGAUGAUCACGCUGCAGUACCGCGACCAGAGCCUCAAGCGCACCGUCGUCCACCUCCAGUUCACCUCCUGGCCAGAGCUGGGUCUGCCUGACAGCAAGGGGAGCCUCCUCCGCUUCAUCCAGGAGGUGCACGGCCACUACCUGCACCAGCGCCCGCUCCACACCCCCGUCGUCGUGCACUGCAGCUCCGGGGUGGGCCGCACUGGGGCCUUCUGCCUGCUCUACGCGGCCAUGCAGGAGGUGGAGGCGGGCAACGGCAUCCCCGACUUGGCCCAGCUGGUCAAGCGGAUGCGGCAGCAGCGCAAGCACAUGCUCCAGGAGAAGCUCCACCUCAAGUUCUGCUACGAGGCCGUCCUGCUGCACGCCGAGCAGGUGCUGCACCGCCACGGCGUGGGUGGCCCUGCUGUCCCCAAGGCCACCAACAGUGCCUCCCCCAAGCUCUACUUCCACCAGGACCCCCAGGACCUGGUCCUGGGGGGGGACAUGCCCAUCAGCUCCAUCCAGGCCACCAUUGCCAAGCUCAGCAUCAAGCCGGCGGGGGCCAGCGGGGAGCUGGGGGGAGGCUGGGUGCCGGAUCCUGCCCCCCUGCCGGAUGCGGCCGACACGGAGGUGCUGCCGGUGCCGCCCGACGGUGUGAUGGAUGGUGUUGGUGCCCCCAUCCCUGAGCCGCCCCCACUGGGGCCGUCCCUCCCUGAGCCGUCCGGUGAUACCGAGAGCAGCAACCACGGGAUGGAGAGCCCCGAGGUCCCUGGGGGGGAGCCGGCGGCCCCCCCUGCCGCCCUCCUCCUCCUCGCUGGAGCUGCUGGCCUCCCUCACCCCGGAGGCCUUCACCCUGGACGCCUCCCUCAAGGGCAAGCAGCGGAUGAACAAGCAGAACUUCCUGCAGGCGCAGACGGGCGAGGGCCUGCGGGGGCCCCGGCCCAGCGACGACCCCCUCAGCAUGCUCGACCCCCUCUGGACACUCAACAAGAUGUGAGGGGGGUGGCGGACCCUGCUCCCCCUGCGCCACAUUGUUUGACUCCAGAUAGAACUGACUUUUUCAGCUCUUUGCUACUAAAAUAAAUAGAGUUUGAUCUGCG
Gavia stellata (red-throated loon) is the source of this 5573-nucleotide messenger RNA. RefSeq names its product protein tyrosine phosphatase non-receptor type 23 (gene PTPN23). The record is from RefSeq and is a predicted model, not a curated record. Gene Ontology annotation, molecular function: protein binding; protein tyrosine phosphatase activity. Lineage: Eukaryota; Metazoa; Chordata; Aves; Gaviiformes; Gaviidae. Gene Ontology annotation, biological process: protein transport to vacuole involved in ubiquitin-dependent protein catabolic process via the multivesicular body sorting pathway; early endosome to late endosome transport; endocytic recycling. Gene Ontology annotation, cellular component: endosome.